AUGAGCGAUGCGAAUCGCGUCCAGCACGAGCUGGCCAAAGCCCAGGCUGCUUUCUCCCUGGUGCCCGGGCGCCAAGGAAGGGUCGCCGCAUGGCAGACAUACCUGGCAAUGGUGGCGGAAAGGGUGAACUCCUCCUCCAAUGACAAAAGCACAGUCGCCAACACGAUCCAGGAGUUCAUACCGAGCUCGACGACGUCGCCGUCUGGCGAGCGCCAAUAUCAGUUGGUGGCAUGGCGGAGCCACCCUUGUGGUCCGGUGGAGCUGGGCUUAGUGGAGAGCGUUUUCCGCUGGAGUAAGAAGCAUCGUCGCUGUGGGUGCAAGUUGUCCACGGAAGCAGUGCCGCCAGACCUCUGCGCCGCCAUUCAGCUCCGGCGCCUGGAGCCGCUCUCGGACAGCAGCUUCCGCACGACGGCGAGGCACCCUUGCUUCUUUCUCGAGUCCAGCCCGCAGAAAGAUGGCCCGAUGAUCCUGUUCCAGCUCGCGCCGCAGACGGUGAAAUUCAAAGAGAAUCAGUUGGGCUUGGUGGCUCUCCUGGACAAGAAUGCGGCUAAGCAGCUGCAGGCUGCCGAAGGGGCUGAUUUCGAGUUGCCCUCGGAGAAAGGUGCGAAGUCCAUGGUGUUCUGUGCCGACUCCUUCUAUCCCAACCAGCAGGGAAAGGCCAGCAUCAAGUCGUACAUGGGCAUCCUGAGGUCCAUGUACGAGCGGAACUGCGGAAAGGAUCUUGUGAACCAAGACGACUCCAUCAUUCCGCUGCUGCCCAAGCUGGUGACGUGGAAGACGCUGGUCGAGAGGACACCGGGCUACUUCGAGACACUGCUGAAAGCAACAGACAUCAGCGGCAAGGCUCCUGCGAUGACGAAUACGGCCUUCUCCCGACAUGUGUGGUCGCGAUUCGUUUCCGCCGCGCCGACGGCGGCCUCCCAGACCGGAAGCUUCGUGUCGCUUCUGCGUGCGGUCCUCGAGAUCGCACCCGCGGCUCUGCCCGUCUAG
Symbiodinium sp. CCMP2456 is the source of this 990-nucleotide messenger RNA. Lineage: Eukaryota; Dinophyceae; Suessiales; Symbiodiniaceae. The record is from the annotation of a GenBank genome assembly.